CACUACUACUCUCACAGUAUUCUUCAGUCCCAUCAAACGCAGGCGUUUUAACAGCUCUUUCUAUCUUCUACUGCAAUCAUGGAGGCCAAGGAGGAAGAUGUGAGCUUGGGAGCCAACAAGUUCCCGGAGAGACAGCCCAUCGGAACCGCCGCUCAGACCCAUGACGACGGCAAGGACUACAAGGAGCCUCCCCCUGCGCCUCUUUUCGAGCCCGGCGAGCUGACGUCAUGGUCCUUUUACAGAGCCGGGAUCGCCGAGUUCGUCGCCACCUUUCUGUUUCUCUACAUCACCGUCUUGACUGUGAUGGGAGUCUUGAAGGGUGAGACAAAGUGCCAAACAGUAGGUAUUCAAGGGAUCGCUUGGGCUUUUGGUGGAAUGAUCUUCGCCUUGGUUUACUGUACCGCCGGAAUAUCAGGAGGCCACAUCAACCCGGCUGUGACCUUCGGGCUUUUCUUGGCCCGGAAGCUGUCCUUGACAAGGGCUGUGUUCUACAUCAUCAUGCAGACCCUUGGCGCCAUAGCCGGAGCCGCCGUGGUGAAAGCUUUCGAGCACAAGAACCACUUCUUUGAGAUGAACGGUGGUGGCGCCAACAGUGUAAACCCUGGCUACUCCAAGGGCAGUGGUCUUGGUGCUGAAAUUGUUGGCACCUUCGUCCUUGUCUACACCGUCUUCUCCGCCACUGACGCCAAGCGUAGCGCCAGAGACUCCCAUGUUCCGAUUUUGGCCCCGUUGCCUAUUGGGUUCGCCGUAUUCUUGGUGCACUUGGCUACCAUCCCCAUCACCGGAACAGGUAUUAACCCAGCUAGGAGUCUUGGAGCAGCCAUCAUCUACAACAAGAGCAAAGCCUGGGAUGACCAUUGGAUCUUCUGGGUUGGACCAUUCAUUGGAGCAGCACUUGCAGCUUUGUACCACGUGGUUGUGAUCAGGGCCAUUCCCUUCAAGAACAAGUGAAUGCCAGCUUUGUACCUUUGAACUAUCUAUAUUGGUUUUAAUUUAAGUUUACUAAGCAAAAAUUGUAAUAUUAUCCGGUUCUUCUUCUUCUUCUAGAUAGGCCUUGUUUGCACUCUCUUUUUUAGGCAAAGGGGCAUGGCUUUAUGUGAAUGAUCAUUGUAUGUAUUGGCUGUGAAUUUGUGUAUUGUCAAUUCAGAAAUAACACCCACCAUUUUCCAAAAUCUCA
Messenger RNA from Argentina anserina (silverweed cinquefoil), 1177 nucleotides. Its product is annotated as aquaporin PIP1-2. Gene Ontology annotation, biological process: transmembrane transport; response to water deprivation. Gene Ontology annotation, cellular component: plasmodesma; plasma membrane; vacuole. Bases 79 to 951 code for a protein of 290 amino acids. Gene Ontology annotation, molecular function: water channel activity. The record is from RefSeq and is a predicted model, not a curated record. The transcript has 5 exons. Lineage: Eukaryota; Viridiplantae; Streptophyta; Magnoliopsida; Rosales; Rosaceae.